AUGCCUUGGAAAGAGGUUGCUCGCGAACACGAAAACAUACGGUUAAACGUCAACAACCCGCGUCCUCCGAGAGACAACUGUUUAUAUGGCGUGUUGCCUCAUAAUUCGGGUGGUGUCGGUGGUCUAAUGGCAAACUCUGGAGCUGUGAUUGAUCUUCGUGAAUCUCCUCCGCCGCCCGUCACGGCAACGCGCUUUUCGAGUCCGAGUCCUCCUCAGAUCAUCAUCCGUCACCCUGCAUACAAAUCUAGUCGUCUUCUUGAUAUUCCGGCAUUCGACGGCAGCGAAAGCUGCCCUGGCCUUCAUCACGGAACUAUUGCGCUGAUAUGCGGGAUUGUUACAGACAAUCGCUUCGAUGGCUGGCUGUCAAAGACUCGAGAUGGGGAUCCGCUAUAUCUAGAAAGUGAUGAUCUACUUCCUGCCGGGGAAUACUUCUUUCAUGUUCCUUGGCCAGAUGGCGUGAUCCCGAACGAGCAUCAAAUUCCAUAUAAAUAUCCAGUCGUCCCAACUUUUCGACACUGGGUCUUUCCACACAACAAUCUACCUGCAGAAUGGCAGCCUCGCAACAUAUCGCCCAUGCAACAAACCAGCCCGAUAUUUCAGAGGUCGAGUGUUUCUCAAAUGGUUAGAGCUCGUGACGGUGGCUGCUGCGUCAGUUCGAGCCAGGAUGGGGUGGAAGGUGCGCAUAUUGUCCCUGAAGGGGAAGACGAGUGGUUUCGAGAGCAAGAGAUGGAUCAAUACAACCCUAUCUUAUGGAUGGUCGGCGCUAAGCCCGUAAACAAUCCCGCCAACAUGUUGGCCCUACGAGCAGACAUUCACAUUGUGUUCGAUGCGAAAGGGUUCGUCUUCACCAAGAAAUACGGUUCAUGGGUGUUACACUCCCUCACCUCAACUGCCAACCUGGGUUUUGAGUACCAUAACACGAAGGUUCGACUGCCAGCCGAUAUACACCCAAGCUUCAUUUUAAGCCGCCUCGCUUCGGCGGUAUUUCCCCUUUUACAAAACUUUUUCAAUCGCGGAGAACCUAGAGUGGUGAGGGUGGAUUCGGAAGAUCUGGAAAUGACCUCACACGAACUGCGAGAUGCUUACUUUACCCAAACGAGUCCACCAACAGCAACCCCGGAGCUACUUGACUGCGAGACCAACUCCGAAUCUUCCCGGACAUCGACACUAGCUUACGAGAAACCCUUCCAUAAUGAUCAUUGUUGGACUCAGCGCCUUGCAGCUCUUCGACAUGAAGCGCUGGUAAAACAGCGUAAGAUCAACGCAGGCCUUAUGUGCUGUGACUACAAUCUGGCGGAAGAUGCGGUUGCGCAGGGGUUAAAGGGCCCGAAGAGGUUUGGAGGAGCGCACGUUUGUAUGCAGUGUCUGGGCGUGGAAUUCAAAGAUGAAUACCUGUGA
Rhinocladiella mackenziei CBS 650.93 is the source of this 1398-nucleotide messenger RNA. RefSeq lists its product as uncharacterized. Lineage: Eukaryota; Fungi; Ascomycota; Eurotiomycetes; Chaetothyriales; Herpotrichiellaceae. The record is from RefSeq and is a predicted model, not a curated record. The coding region runs from base 1 to 1398 and encodes 465 amino acids. The transcript has a single exon.